AAAGAUUCAUACUGCUAUGAACCGGAACUAGCUAAGCUGCAGGAAGUGAACUCUUCUUUCUUUUCCCUCGAGUUCUCUAAUGAAGCAGUUGUUUUCAUAAAGUAUUCCACAAGAAAUUAAAUUACAUUAAAAAAGAUCUACAGAGGACCGUCGAGAUGUUGAUGCCAAAAAAAAAUCGUGUGGCUAUAUACGAGUACCUUUUUAAAGAAGGUGUAAUGGUAGCAAAAAAAGACUACCAUGCUCCAAAGCAUCCAGAGUUAGAAACAAUUCCAAAUUUAGAAGUCAUUAAAGCGAUGCAGUCCCUCAAAUCUAGAGGUUAUGUCAAAGAGCAAUUUGCUUGGCGACAUUUUUAUUGGUAUUUAACCAACGAGGGAAUUGAAUAUUUACGUGGAUUCUUGCAUCUACCACCGGAAAUUGUUCCAUCUACGCUUAAAAGACAAGUUAGGUCUGAAACUUCAAGACCUAGGCCAGCUGCAGGUCCAAGAAGCGAGGCUUCAAGACCGACAGAAGACCGUGCUGGUUAUAGACGAGGACCAGGAGGUCUUACUGGACCUGGCGAUAAGAAAGCCGAUGUUGGUGCAGGUACAGGUGAUUUGGAAUUCCGUGGUGGCUUUGGACGUGGAAAAGCUCCAUAAACAAUUUUUGAGAAAUAAAAUGAUCUAAAUCAGA
Vespula pensylvanica (western yellowjacket) is the source of this 669-nucleotide messenger RNA. Its product is annotated as 40S ribosomal protein S10-like. Gene Ontology annotation, cellular component: cytosolic small ribosomal subunit. The transcript is spliced from 3 exons. The record is from RefSeq and is a predicted model, not a curated record. Lineage: Eukaryota; Metazoa; Arthropoda; Insecta; Hymenoptera; Vespidae. Bases 156 to 635 code for a protein of 159 amino acids. Gene Ontology annotation, molecular function: structural constituent of ribosome; RNA binding.